UAAAGCCAAAUUCAUUCUCUCUUGGAAUUAGCAAUGGAUAAUAAAAUUGUCAAAGAAAGAAUGUAUAAAAUAACUUCACAAUUUGAAGAAUUAUGUGAAAACAUUAAAAAUCCAUUGAUCUUGAAUAAUGAUUGUUGGCUUUUGAUUUGCGAUUUACUGACGUGUCAUGAUAUAUUAAAUCUGUCCAAAGUGUCACAAUCUUAUAAAAGCCUUGUGCAAUAUCUUGUUUUGCCGUCGAAGUUAACAAAAUGGGAAAUUUCAUUUUCGUACGAUAUCAUCGGUUUAGAUGACUUUAAAUUUAUUAUAGAUUCUAUUUAUACAACCGUUCGAGAACUGCGUAUAUUGUUUCUACCUGAACGGCAUUUUGAGCUUUUGAGUUCCUACCAAUUCCCAAACGUUACUGAAAUACGUAUUACGUUAUCUCGCCCCAUGGAUGAAGCAGAUAUCUCUACGCUAAGCUACGUCUUUCCAAAUUUGCAGGAAUUCUCCCCUCACGGAAUUUGCAGCAGUAAAGCAAUAGAAUUAUUCUCAAAUGUGGAACAUUUGACACUGACAUGCUGUAGAAACUUAACUAAAAGUGAUUUAGGACGUAUACUCUUAGCACUUAAUUUGAAAUCAUUAAAAUUAGAUAUUUUUAAAAAAGUCUCUCCUUUAAGUCGUGAAGAGUUUUUAAAAUUCAGUAAAAUUGAAGUCUUAACUCUUAAUCGAAUUGAGCUGGGACUUAUUUCUGGAGUUAAUUUAUCCGAUGUUCAUAAUCCAAUCAUAUUUAGAGAUCUUAAAGUGUUAAUAAUAACAGGUAAACUUAUAGAAUCAACAGAGGUAGAUAAACUGUUUGAAAACAUUCAGUUUAUUGUGUGCAGAAAUGUUAGUUCUAUAGAGAUCGCCAACGUUUCAGAUGACUUCCUUAGUACAUAUUUCAAUACUGAAAAGUAUGACUUUUUGAACCGUGUUAGUGUUCUAAAAUUUAUAAAUACCACCAUUUUGAAUAACGUGAUUGGUAUGCCUAGCAAGUAUAAGGAUCUUAGAGAGCUUUAUUUUUUCUAUUGCCAUGCAGCAAUAAAUUUGGAUAUUUUAACCAUUAUAUCAAAUAGUCAGAAGUUAGAUGUAAUAAGCUUUGAGGAGUGUGAUAUCCCACAUAUUGUCAUAGGAAAAGCUUUUAUAAGGGACCAAUUAGGUAUUCGGAGAAAUGAACUCGUAUUGAACUGGUGUUCCAAAGAAAAGAAUCCUGAUGUGCAUUGCUAUAAUGAGUAUCGCAAUUUGAUAAAAUUAACAAAUGUCUCACAUAUUUCCAGUAACUUUGACUCUAUGACAAUACAAUUCAAGUAAUUUAUACAUAUUUAUGUACGUAUAAACUGUAAAUUUAGUCAUAUGAAACGUAUUUUUAAAAGUGGUCUUAAUGUAGAUUUGUUAAAC
Messenger RNA from Bactrocera tryoni, 1413 nucleotides. RefSeq lists its product as uncharacterized. Bases 34 to 1326 code for a protein of 430 amino acids. The record is from RefSeq and is a predicted model, not a curated record. NCBI's taxonomy places the organism in Eukaryota, Metazoa, Arthropoda, Insecta, Diptera, Tephritidae. The transcript has 2 exons.